GCCGUUCCUCCUCUUCCCUCCGCACCUCUCUUCGUCUGGCAACAUGAACGUAUUUAGGCUGCUUGGGGACCUCUCCCAUUUGGCGUCGAUACUCAUUUUGUUGCAGAAGAUCCAGUCAACGCGGUCAUGUCGAGGCAUUUCGUUCAAGACCCAGGCAUUGUACGCCACGGUAUUCAUCGCACGCUACCUGGACCUGUUCUACGAAUGGGUGUCCCUCUACAACUUCACGAUGAAGGUCUUCUUCAUCGCGAGUAGCUGCUACAUCCUCUACCUCAUGAAGUACAAGUACCGGCCAACACACGACCCCUCCAUAGACACGUUCCGCGUGGAGUACCUGCUCGGCCCCUGCGUCGUGCUCUCGCUGCUCUUCCACUACCGCUUCACGAUCCCCGAGCUGCUCUGGUCUUUCUCCAUUUUCCUAGAGGCAACCGCAAUCCUGCCACAGCUCUUCAUGCUCCAGCGCACGGGCGAGGCGGAGACAAUCACCACACACUACCUCGCCGCACUUGGCGCGUACAGGGCACUCUACAUCCCGAAUUGGAUCUACCGGUACUUCACGGAGGACAUGGUCGACCCCAUUGCCGUCACCGCGGGCAUCGUCCAGACCGCGCUCUACCUGGACUUCUUCUACGUAUACUUUACGAAGGUUCUGCAAGGACAGAAGUUUGAGCUCCCUGCAUAGUUGUCUGCGCUCCGAAAAUAAUGUAUUGCGUUUGCCAUCUUGGUUGAUGGCACGGCUACGACUGCGCAGCGCGCGCUCCGACGCUUCCGAGCCCUACGCCCUCGGUAUAUAGGUUACGAAAGCUUCACUCUUGUAAUGCAUUCACGUCGUGUUUUCGCGCUCCUGACCAUGUUGUGCCCUAGAACACGUCGAGCAUCCCAGCUACUUGCGCAUACACGGACUCCUUUGGCUUGGUGGACUCGCCACGCGGUCUCGUGUACCCGAUAUUGCUCCUACAACGUCCUCCAAUGGGCGUGCGUCGUAUGUUUGGUCGGAAUGGAUGACGGUUCGUGCGCCCCGUCAUGGUGCGAUGGCUAUGUUUGCAUGCGCAGUUGACCUGCCGGAGUAUGUUGCUUGAAGACGCGGGGCGUAUGAAAGCUGCGUGCGAGACGACGUUCAGCUAAAGACCCCACCCAACUCGAGUGUGGGACUUUGCUCAACGUCCAUCUGCUCCGGGUGGAAGACGCGUCCGACCCGGCGAAUGCGCGUAUACACACGCCCCGCGAGCUGCACGUCCACGACGUACAGGUCGUCCGGCUCCUGCUGCCGACGACUGAACGUGAGCCGCACAGACCUGUCCGCGUCGCCGAACGUCUUUGACCCGUCCGGCCAGCAGCUGAUGUGGUGCCGCUCGCACUCGUCCGGGGACGUGUACUGGUGCACCUCGAGCGGGUACGCCUCCUCCUCCGGCUCCUCGUCCUCGUCCUCCGCCGCGCACGUCGAGGACGACCCCCACGCGGGCGUGAACGACACCGUCGCCCACAGCGCGUCCUCGCACCGCCCGAGCUGCACUGCGAACGCCUCGCCCGUGACCGCAUUCGCGAACACGACGCUGCGCAUGUGCCAGCGCGUGUACAGCACGGGCGUGCGCAGCGCCGCCGGCCGCUCCUUGUCGCCCGCGGGUGCCGGCGCGGCGCGGAACCCGCGCUUGUCGAGCUCGACGAGCAGCCAGGCGGGGAAGAGGAAGCGGAGCGGAAUGGUCCGUACGCGCGCGGGCCCGCUGCUGCGCUGGGGCGGCUGUGCGAGAUAGAGCUUCCGCCACUUGAGGGCGAGGCGGCGGGCGCGUGCUGGCGCGAGGUCGUGUGCGGCGGGGUUGAUGAUGAGGAGCCGAUGGCGCUUGAGCGGCUGCUGGUUCAGGUUGUCGGCCUUGAGGUGGGAGGGGAGGCCAGCGUAGUACUGUGCGGACUUGGCGUUGUUACCUGGUGCCUCGGUGCGCUGCAGGACGAGGCCGAUGCCUGUGCGGAUGCCGGUGUCGUUGCAGACAUGCUGGCACGCGAGCACGCCGACGCUGAACGAUCCGUCGCCUGCGCGGUCUUCGAUGACGGGGAGGCGGCAGCGUAUCCCGUGGCUCGUCACGGUGAACUCUGGUACUUGCAUGCGAGGGUUCUCCGUGUGCCCAAGCCGUUUUCGAAGCAGUUCCCGCAUGGCGUGUAAUUUGCUACCGCGAAAAAUGGCAGACGCGGUCUCUAUCGCGACGUCCAUGGGCACAGGGACCAUGUCUGCAGAAUGGGCAAACGCGGCUGGCGACGGCGCGAGCAGGUAACUUUCGGGGUCCCGAGAUCGGGGCGAAACCUUCUCUCCUGUUGAGAGUGGGAGCGCAGAUAUUGGGACUCUGUCACCCCAGGCGAAGAUGGUCUGGUCGGGCGACUGCUUGAUGAUCUCUUCCUGCAGACGCUGGAACGCGCGGCGACCCUCCCCAUAGAUCGUCGGCAUGCUGACGUUGAAGAUGCCCAUGAGCGCGUACGCCUGGUCCUCGAUACGCGUCGUGCGUCGCCCCGCGGCCCACGACAUACGGCGCGCGACGCUGAUGUCCGACAGCUUCCGGCGGAACGUCAGCACGUCCGCGUCGAUGCCGGUGACCUCCCCGAGCACCCGCGCGAGCGCAGCCUUUGUCCCCAAAACGGUCCACGUCUUUGAAAGGAAGACGACGGAGUCGGGCGCGAUGAGCUCCUGCAGCGUCCACCCGCGCGUGAACCACUCGCUCCCGCGGAACGCAGACCCGGGCGCAGCGGGCGACUCGUGCUUCGGGACGUCGUGCAGGUAGACGUAGCAGACCUGUGCGCGCGCGUACCAGUCGAACAUGGAGUUGAUGGCCUCGGAGAGCUCUGCGCUGCUCGUCUUGUCGAUACAGCAGGUGUCGAUCCACAGCCACUGGUAGCCGUGCGCCUCGGCGAGCGCACAGCACUCGCGAAGCUUGGCGGAUGCACGACUGCGCGGGACGCCGUCUUGGUAGAGGAGGCCCUGCACUUCCUGGAAGGACUGCUCCUGCUUCUUCCAAACGUGCGAGAGGAUGGCGUAGCCGCCUUUCACGUCCUCGGGUCCGUUAAAGUACUUGAGUACUGCAUCUUCUGUGCUUAACAGCC
This is a messenger RNA of Trametes versicolor FP-101664 SS1, 3084 nucleotides long. Its product is annotated as ER lumen protein retaining receptor. The record is from RefSeq and is a predicted model, not a curated record. Gene Ontology annotation, biological process: endoplasmic reticulum to Golgi vesicle-mediated transport; protein retention in ER lumen. Gene Ontology annotation, molecular function: ER lumen protein retrieval receptor activity. Gene Ontology annotation, cellular component: cis-Golgi network; endoplasmic reticulum; membrane. The transcript has 7 exons. The coding region runs from base 44 to 682 and encodes 212 amino acids. Lineage: Eukaryota; Fungi; Basidiomycota; Agaricomycetes; Polyporales; Polyporaceae.